AUGGCCCGGCGCGGCAUCGCGAAGUCGUCGUCGGCAGAGGAUGUUGGCUUUGGCGCUGUGCAAAAAGGGGGCACUUGUGAUGUCCGCUUUGGAGCCGACAUCUUUCAGCGACCCGCGAGACCGGGCAGCUCUCGUGACGUUUACGAAAAACUGCCGACUCAUCAUACGCCAAAGCAAAUAACGUCGUCGAAGCGGAAUUUAGCGGGUGAUAGCGUCGUCCAGGAUCCCUGUCCAGGUCAACAUCACAGCCAGGGUCAUCGGCCAUCGGAUGUUGCUAUUACCAGAGACCUGAAGAAACAUGUCAUAGCAACCUCUCCUUCGGCUCUCCGUCGAGCAGCCAGACAAUCCUCACCCCAAUUUCGUCGCCGGCCAGCCGUUGUUUCAGAGACUUUUCAGCCUCUCGAUUCUUUGCGAGAAGCGUCUACUCUGGACAUCAACAAGCACAAUUAUGAGAACACGGGGUCAUCCUCCACUCGUGCAUCUCAAGGUGUGUUGGCAUACGGUCACAAUCAUCUACUCUCUCAUUUUCCUUGCUUGCACCCACGAUUCGCUGAAGUAUACGACAUACUAAGAGAUACAAUUGGCGAACGCACCAUCUGGGAGCAGGUCAAGAGACACUCGGCAGGCCAGUUUGAAUGGCUGUUGACCCAUCUGCCGUCCCCGAAUUCUAGCAUUCACGACAGUUCCUCUGAAGAGUACGCAUCUGAGCACGGAGCUGACGGCAAAGUUUACGUCUGCAAUCUAGUGCUGCAGAAGAAGCGGGAGCCACAUAGCGACAGCGAGUGCCCGCUCAAUUCAUAUUAUCUACUGGCGACGCCACUGCAAUACAGCGCCAACUGGACCGUGGAAAUGGAGGAUCCUCGGAUCGCCGGUGAUGACGAUUCCGUCACCUGGAUGGACCAUAGCCGUCCAGUAACGCCGCCAAUGAAGGUUCCCGAGAUUGUUCUCGCCGUUGAGAAUGCGGUUUCGCCAGCGUUUACUGCGGUGAGCGACAGGAGCUUUGGCGACAGCUCGUCACGAGCCACCUCAUUCUCGCUACCGCGGAUUGAGGACUCGCUGGAGGAGCUGGAUCGGCUCGAGGACCAGUUGGAGGCAGUGAACGCGUUUACGCAGUCUCAACAACUGGCUCUGGUAACCAGACCAUCACCAAAGGUUUCGUCUUAUUCAACACCAGAAGACGCAAUGAGAGCAUUCAAAAGAUCGACGGUAUCUGGUGCACCGGCCACAGUUCGCUCUAAACCUCCUGAAAAGGCCAUCGCAACACCGCGUCGAUCUGCGUCUCUAACUGUUCGGGAGAAGAGCCCUGAAGAGCCAGUCAAGGGAUCCUCGAGUCGUCGGUCCGGCCUUGGUGUAUUCAUGUCUAAAGCCGGGAACACCCUGGCAACUGUGGCCAAGUCUUCUGUUCGCUCAUCGAAAACGCCUACAAUUCCCAGUUUUGAGUUGCCGGGCAAGGCCGUCGCUCGACGCUUGAAGGAAGUUCGCGAAACCCGCGAGGCACAUCAUGCGGCGGCUCUCAAGGCACUAGAGGCCCCCCCAAAGCCGAGAAGCAACAAGACUUUGCCCAAGCCUACCUUUGAGCUGCCUGGAGAUACCAUUUCGCGGCGCAAGAGGGAGGAAAGCGAGGCUAAGCUGCGGGCCCAGGAAGAAGAGCAGCGGAAGAGACGCGAAUUCAAGGCACGACCUGCUCGGCCAAACUCUACGCCUAGCACGCUUCCCCGUGACACCGUAGCAAGUCGAGCUCGUCAGGCCAAGAUUCAGGAGGAAAACGCGGAGAGGCAGGCGGCCUUGUCUCACAAGGUCAAGCGACUGUCGCUGGGUCUUGUGCGCGAUGAGCCUAUGACGCCCACCCCGAGUAAGGCGGAAAAGCAGCGUGGACGUGGUUCCAUGAUUGCGGUCGCAGAGUCUAUCAACCGGUCGAUACUUGCAUCAGUGGUCACCGCCACCAAGAGUAAGAAUCCGCUAUCCAUUGAAAACAUGAUGACCCGGUUCCGGUCUAAGAGCAAAGAGAUUCUGGGGCACGAUUCUGCAAGCAUCAUGGAGAAGAAGAGUCACGAGAAGAGUGACAGACCGAUGACUGCCAAGGCUGCUCGAGACGAGGCUGCUGAGCGCUCUAGAAUAGCGAGUCGGGAGUGGGCAGAGAGGAAGCGUCGUAAGGAGGCGGCGUCUCUGAAGCAAAUCACGGGGCAAUGA
Messenger RNA from Trichoderma harzianum CBS 226.95, 2190 nucleotides. RefSeq lists its product as hypothetical. The record is from RefSeq and is a predicted model, not a curated record. Bases 1 to 2190 code for a protein of 729 amino acids. The transcript has 2 exons. NCBI's taxonomy places the organism in Eukaryota, Fungi, Ascomycota, Sordariomycetes, Hypocreales, Hypocreaceae.